Juglans microcarpa x Juglans regia is the source of this 2515-nucleotide messenger RNA. Its product is annotated as phospholipid:diacylglycerol acyltransferase 1-like. The transcript has 6 exons. Bases 346 to 2409 code for a protein of 687 amino acids. Gene Ontology annotation, cellular component: cytoplasm. Gene Ontology annotation, biological process: lipid metabolic process. The record is from RefSeq and is a predicted model, not a curated record. Lineage: Eukaryota; Viridiplantae; Streptophyta; Magnoliopsida; Fagales; Juglandaceae.
AUGGUCUCAAAUUCAGCGGCCUAACCCCGUUUGUUUCCCUUGUUAAACAUAUCUCUGCCACCAAGCAAGAGAGCGUCUUUCCUUCUGCUUGAACACUUGGCAUCAAACUUUCUGGUCUCUUCGGCUUGCAUAUAGGCUAUUGCUCCGUUUAUUUUGACAUAAAUAAUCAAUAAACUGUUUUUUUUUUUUUUUUUUUCCUUUUAACUCUGGAAAAGUAUCUUCCUCUUUUUACACCGUAAUACAUACGCCUAUGGGAGAAUCUGUGAUUUCCCAGUGAGACGAACGGAGUGUAACCAAGUACUUCAUUAAAGGUCAGAUUCAAUAAAGCUUUAGUUAAUCGCUGCAAUGCCUCUGGUUCGGCGAAAAAAACCCGCCGAAGCUGAGAAGAAUUCUGGUUCCGAUUCCGGUAACCGAAACGAAAAAUCCGAAGAAGGAGAAGAAGAAGAAGAGAACGGCAAGAAGAGGAGACUUCAUAAGAAGAAUGAAAAAUCGAAGGCCAAGAAGGCUAAGGAGAAGGGCAAGUGGUCGUGCGUGGACAGCUGCUGUUGGUUGAUCGGCUGCAUUUGCACAAUUUGGUGGCUCUUGUUGUUUCUGUACAACGCCAUGCCUGCCUCUUUCCCCCAGUAUGUGACGGAGGCGAUCACGGGGCCGCUGCCGGACCCGCCCGGCGUGAAGUUGAGGAAAGAGGGGCUGACGGCAAAGCACCCAGUGGUGUUCGUGCCCGGGAUCGUGACCGGUGGGCUCGAAUUGUGGGAGGGACACCCCUGUGCCGACGGGCUGUUCCGGAAGCGCCUCUGGGGCGGUACCUUCGGCGAAGUGUAUAAAAGGCCUUUAUGCUGGGUAGAGCACAUGUCAUUGGACAAUGAAACGGGGCUGGAUCCUCCUGGUAUAAGGGUUAGGCCCGUCACUGGACUUGUGGCUGCUGAUUAUUUUGCUCCUGGCUAUUUUGUGUGGGCGGUUUUAAUUGCUAAUUUGGCGCGCAUUGGUUAUGAGGAGAAGAACAUGUAUAUGGCUGCAUAUGAUUGGAGAAUCUCAUUUCAGAACACUGAGGUGCGGGACCAAACACUAAGUCAGAUAAAAAGUAAGAUAGAGCUGAUGGUUGCUACCAGUGGUGGGAAAAAGGCAGUUAUAGUUCCCCAUUCAAUGGGUGUAUUGUAUUUUCUGCAUUUUAUGAAGUGGGUUGAGGCACCAGCUCCAAUGGGUGGAGGGGGAGGACCAGACUGGUGUUCUAAGCAUAUAAAGGCAGUGAUGAACAUUGGUGGACCAUUUUUGGGUGUUCCAAAAGCUGUGGCAGGGCUUUUCUCUGCUGAAGCCAAGGAUGUUGCAGCUGCCAGGGCCAUAGCACCAGGUUUCUUGGAUAAUGAUAUGUUCCGGCGUCAAACAUUGCAACAUGUGAUGAAGAUGUCCCGCACAUGGGAUUCAACCAUGUCAAUGAUUCCAAAAGGUGGGGAAACCAUAUGGGGUGAUCUUGACUGGUCACCAGAGGAAGGCCACGUUCCUAGCAAGAGAAGACAAAUAAACAAUGAUACCAAGUUGGCAAGACAAGAUGAGACUGGAAGUCUGGGUUCCCAACUAAAAAGUGCUUAUUAUGGAAGGAUUAUCUCAUUUGGUAAAGAUGUGGCAGAGGCAAAAUCAUCUGAGAUUGGGAGGACUGACUUUCGGGAUGCUAUUAAGGGUCGUAAUUUUGCAAAUAAUACCUGUCGUGAUGUGUGGACCGAAUACCAUGACAUGGGAAUUGAGGGUAUCAGAGCUGUUGCAGAACAUAAAGUUUACACUGCCGGAUCAGUUUUAGAUCUGCUUCAGUUUGUCGCACCGAAAAUGAUGGCACGCGGCAGUGCUCAUUUCUCUUAUGGAAUUGCUGACAAUUUGGACGACCCAAAGUACAAACACUAUAAAUACUGGUCAAAUCCCCUGGAGACUAGAUUACCAAAUGCUCCUGGCAUGGAAAUCUUUUCAAUGUAUGGAGUUGGCAUCCCAACCGAAAGAGCAUAUGUUUAUGAGUUAUCUUCUUCUGCAGAAUGCUACAUUCCAUUUCAGAUCGACACAUCAGCUGACAGUAGAGAAGAUGAAGAGAGCUGUCUAAAAGACGGAGUCUACACUGUUGAAGGUGACGAGACCGUGCCUGCUUUAAGUGCAGGCUUCAUGUGUGCCAAAGGUUGGCGUGGGAAAACCAGAUUUAAUCCUUCGGGAAUUCGAACCUACAUUAGGGAAUACGAUCAUUCUCCUCCAGCCAAUCUGCUAGAGGGCCGGGGUACCCAAAGUGGUGCCCAUGUUGAUAUAAUGGGAAAUUUUGCCUUAAUUGAGGAUAUUCUGAGGGUGGCAACUGGAGCUUCCGGAGAAGACUUGGGAGGUGAUCAGGUUUACUCGGACAUCUUUAAAUGGUCUGAGAAGAUCAACUUACAUCUGUAAUUUCAAGUCAUAUGUAUUCAGUUAUUUGAAUGGUGCAGUAGAAAAAUAUUCAAAGUUCUGUAUCUUAUAACUCUAUUUUAUGAGAAUAAUUUGUAGUUUUCAAAAA